Molecule: messenger RNA, 1302 nt
Organism: Pediculus humanus corporis (human body louse)
Lineage: Eukaryota; Metazoa; Arthropoda; Insecta; Psocodea; Pediculidae
Product: zinc finger protein, putative
Exons: 2
Coding region: 1-1302 (433 amino acids)
Biological process (GO): regulation of transcription by RNA polymerase II
Cellular component (GO): nucleus
Molecular function (GO): RNA polymerase II transcription regulatory region sequence-specific DNA binding; DNA-binding transcription factor activity, RNA polymerase II-specific
Source: RefSeq, a predicted model, not a curated record
AUGCCCGAUUCUGAAUCAACGAACGAUAAUCCCAGUAAACAGCCUACUGGUAGUUCUAAAAGAAAAAGAAAACAGUCAAUUAAAAGAAAUAUAGUAAUAAAUGAAAAAAAAGAAUCAAGUGUUUCAAAUAAAGUUUCAAAAGUUGAAAGAAUGUAUGGAAAAAGAGUAAAAAAUGCAAAAGUAAAACAAAAAAAAGAUUUUGAAGACAAAGUUUCCAAUAAAAAUAAUGAAUUGAGUGCUGAUGAUAACGUAAAUACAACUGCUCAAGAAGAAUCAUCAUCUAUUUUAAAUGCUAACGAGGAUAAUAAUGACAACAUGAAAUGUCAAUCUAUAGAUUCUGGUAGUUCAAAAUGUAAUAAUACCUCAGAACAACAAUGUCAAAAUUGUAAAUUUUGCUCAGAGCAUAAAAUUACAAAAGAGGACGCAGAUGAUUCUUGUAAAAGAUCGAAAAAAAAAUUUGCCUGUGAAUUGUGUGCUAAAGAAGGAUCACCAAAAGUUUAUAACAGUAUUGAAAAACAUAGACAACAUAUGGAAACAGUGCAUGAUACUUCUAAAAAUGAAGUAAAAAGAUUUGAAUGUACGGAAUGUCCUAAAACUGUUUGGUUUCCGACAAAAUCCAAAUACACUUAUCAUUUAGGUACAAAACAUCCAGGUGUUAUUAAAUUUGUUUGUGAAGUGUGCACAGAAACAUUUAUAUUAAAAGCAAAUUAUAAAAGUCACAUGAAAACUCAUAAUAUUGUCAUUCAAAAAAAAUAUUCCUGUGAUGGAUGUAAUGGUACAUUUGUUAACAAAGCUGGAUAUGAGGCACACAAAAAACGAUUUCCUGGUCCUCAUAUUAAACAGAGUUGUUCACACUGUGGAUUUUCUUUUUCCAAAGAAAAACACUUGAUGAAUCACAGGUGUAAAACUCUACUCUUGGAAGAAGCUGCUGCAAAAGCUAGUAACCAAAAUCAAGUACAACCAACUUUAGAUAUUGUAGAAUUAGAUACUGUAGUUAAUGAAGUCGAUGACAGAGGAGAAGAUGAGCCUAUUUUUAUCGAUGAAAAACUCACUACUGAAGCUUCGACAGAUACUGAUUUACUACAGAAAAAAGUUAACAAAAAUGAUUCUCAAUUAAAUAAAAGAGUUGUAGUGCACAGAAUAAUUCCGAGAAGAGCACAAGAUCAAACAGUUUACAGGUUUGUGCAAAUGCAAAAUGUAUCAGAGCCAGUUGUUGUGCAAGAACUGAGGGAAAUUGAUUUUGAAAAUGAUUUCAUAAUAGGUGGAAAAAAUCAAGCAGAAAUAGAAUUAGCUUCCCUUUAA